UGCUCCACCUCCUGGCGCAUGGGGCGCCCUCCUGAGACCCCUCAGUUACCUGGGCUGGGACCGGGCCAGCAGGGGUUGGCCGGGAGGGGGGCAGGCGCCCACGGGGCUGCGACAGGCUCCAACUCCGGCUCCUGCCAGCGCAUCCUGCCGGCCGCUUCCUGGGGACCCGGGUUGGGGUCGCUCCUGCUGGGGACCCUGGAGUGGCCAGGGGUAGAGCGCAUUGGAGCCUCUGUGCCGUGGUGCAGGAGUGGAGGGGUGGCAGGGGGUCCCUGCAACCUCAGCCUGUCUCCGGCCCCCGGCCCCUCCUCCCUGCCCAGGGGGGCCAAGGCUGGGCAGGGAGGGGCAGCGCCCCAAGGUCCUGAGCAGGGAGGCACACUGGAAACCCAACACCUCCAGAGGACCAGGAAGAGCCCCUGGGGGGCGUCCUACAACGGGGCUGUUGGGCAGCCUUGAACUUUUUCCCUUUUCCCUGGGAGAGGAGUUGCUACGACUCUCCCGGCCGAAACCCUGGCCUCUGCCCAGGUCACUUAAGCUGCCCUCCAAGUCCCUUCUUGUGCCCCCACAGGCCCAGGCCUCUGCCUCGUGUCUUCUGCAGAGCGGGGGUCUUUCGGAGCAGCUCAGGUGGCGAGGGAUCCUCUCCAGCUGGUCCCCCAACCUGGGUCUGAGAUGUGCCCCGCCCGGGCCGCCCCGCGCCGCGUCUAGCCCGCCCGCCAAGCUGCCCGCCAUGUCUCAGAUGCUGCACAUUGAGAUCCCCAACUUCGGGAACACCGUGCUGGGCUGCCUGAACGAGCAGCGGCUGCUGGGCCUCUACUGCGAUGUGUCCAUCGUGGUCAAGGGCCAGGCCUUCAAGGCGCACCGGGCCGUGCUGGCCGCCAGCAGCCUGUACUUCCGUGACCUGUUCAGCGGCAACAGCAAGAGUGCAUUUGAGCUGCCGGGCACGGUGCCGCCCGCCUGCUUCCAGCAGAUCCUGUCCUUCUGCUACACGGGCAAACUCACCAUGGCGGCCAGCGAGCAGCUCGUGGUCAUGUACACGGCAGGCUUCCUCCAGAUUCAGCACAUCGUGGAGCGCGGCACCGACCUCAUGUUCAAGGUGAGCUCGCCCCACUGCGACUCACAGACGGCCGUCAUCGAGGACGCCAGCUCUGAGCCCCAGAGCCCCUGCAACCAGCUGCAGCCGGCCUCCGCCGCCGCCGCCCCCUACGUCGUGUCCCCUUCCGUGCCCAUCCCACUGCUGACCCGCGUGAAGCAUGAAGCCAUGGAGCUGCCGCCAGCCACCGGCCCAGGGCUGGCUUCUAAGCGCCCACUCGAGACAGGACCCCGGGACGGCGUGGCCGUGGCUGCUGGGGCCGCGGUGGCUGCCAGUGCAGCCCCGCUCAAGCUGCCCCGUGUCUCCUACUACGGGGUGCCCAGCCUGGCCACCCUCAUCCCCGGCAUCCAGCAGGUGCCCUACUCCCAGGGGGAGCGGACCAGUCCAGGGGCCAGCAGCCUGCCUGCCACCGACAGCCCCACGUCCUACCACAACGAGGAGGAUGAGGAGGAUGACGAGGCCUAUGACACCAUGGUGGAGGAGCAGUACGGCCAGAUGUACAUCAAGGCCACAGGCAGCUAUGCAGUGCAAGAGAAGCCUGAGCCAGUGCCACUGGAGAGCCGCUCCUGCGUCCUCAUCCGCCGAGACCUUGUGGCACUGCCCGCCAGCCUCAUCAGCCAGAUCGGCUACCGCUGUCACCCCAAGCUCUACUCCGAGGGAGACCCUGGGGAGAAGCUGGAGCUGGUGGCAGGCUCCGGGGUCUACAUCACGCGUGGCCAGCUCAUGAACUGCCACCUCUGCGCGGGGGUGAAGCACAAGGUCUUGCUGCGGAGGCUCCUGGCCACUUUCUUUGACAGGAACACGCUGGCCAACAGCUGUGGCACCGGCAUUCGCUCGUCCACCAGUGACCCGAGCCGCAAGCCGCUGGACAGCCGAGUCCUGAACGCUGUGAAACUGUACUGUCAGAACUUCGCCCCCAGCUUCAAGGAGAGCGAGAUGAAUGUGAUCGCCGCGGACAUGUGCACCAACGCCCGGCGCGUCCGCAAGCGCUGGCUGCCCAAGAUCAAGUCCAUGCUGCCCGAGGGCGUGGAGAUGUACCGCACGGUCAUGGGCGCCUCGGCCGCCAGCCUGCCCCUCGACCCCGAGUUCCCGCCCAGCGCCGCGCAGGUGUUCGAGCAGCGCAUCUACGCGGAGCGGCGGAGCGACGCGGCCACCAUUGUGGCUCUGAGAACUGACGCGGUGAAUGUGGAUCUGAGUGCUGCUGCCAACCCCGCCUUUGAUGCCGGUGAGGAGGCGGAUGGGGCCGGCUCGGUCAUCCAGGAGGUGGCCGCCCCCGAGCCGCUGCCCACUGAUGGCCAGAGCCCCCCACAGCCCUUUGAGCAAGGCAGCGCCAGUUCCAGCAGGCCCCAGACACCCGCCAGCACCCCGGCCACCAGGAGGCCCGAGGGCACUUACGCAGGGACUUUGUAAGAGGGGCCGGCGGCCCACCUCGAGAGGGACGAGUACUAAGCUGCUUGCAUGCGUUACUAAUACAAACAAAUGUGAUCAAGCCACUUACCUACUGAACUGCUACUGCUGCCUGACAAAAAUGUGAUUUUUAUUCUGCCUGUAUUUAAAAUGGAUGAAGGAAAAUGCACUCACUAUACUGUAAACAGCUAGGCCACUGGCCACUGCGCUGGGAGCACGGCCCCAGGGCUCCUUUUGUGAUACCGCAAGGACGGUCUGCUCCUGUAGCUCCCCCUCCCCUUCCUGGGGUGGAGGCCUCCAGCCCUGGUGCCCCGCCAGUUCUGCAUCGCCCGUGCUCCCUGCUCCUCCUGCCCGGAAGAGGAAGGGGCAGCGACCGGGGCUGGGUCACACUCUGUUUCUGCCACGGGCAGCGCAAGGGCUCCACAGCCAAACCCUUCUCGCUUUCCUUCUUCCUGAGAUGCCAUCUGCGUGGGUGAGUGUGUGCGGGUGAGUGUGCACGUGCGGGCGAGAGUGUGUGUGUGUGGGGGGUGUGCGCAUGCAUUGACCAGUGAUGGUACCUCGACAGCCGUUGCUAGUCCCCGGGGUGGAGGAAGGACAUCGUGUCCCCCCACACCUGUGUCCUUGCUCUGCCCCAACCUUCUCUGUGCUGCAGCCCCUCAGCAGCCCCUGGAGGCCCGGAUGCCCGCGCCUGCCCAUGGGCUCCCACCCCGGGCCCCCACGGGUGUUGCGCAGCUGCAGUCACCCUCGGACGCCCCAGCCACUCUGGGAUUUUGCUUGUUUGGUGUUUUUGUUUAGUUCAGAUCUAUUUCAUAUAUGGUUUGGAAACUUUUAGACCCAACAGAGCAAAAAACUGGGGAGGGGCAGGUGUCCCUGUCCCCAGCCUACCACAGAUCAGGGGCCAAUGCAGACCUGUGUCCCCUCCUCGGGGCAGGACCCGUUCACCUCCCACUGGAGGCAGAGGGGUUCCAGGGCUUGCAGCGAGGACACAUGCAGGCUGAGCUCAAGGGCUGGGGAGCCUGUGAGGUGACACUGGACCCAUCGUGCCACCUGUGUGGUACUCGGGGCUACAGGGGCCAGGCAGCAGGCACAGGCCUGGGUUGGGGCACUGAGGGGGCAGGAAGGUGGUCGAGUAGGGGCUACCAGCCAGUUUGAAGCCAGAGUGCCUCCUGCAAAUUGGAAGCUUAGUUUCCCAGCAGUAAGGUGCAGGUGAUAGGGUGAGCUCCUGGCCAGCUUCCCGGGUGUCCCUUCUCAAGACCUGCCUGUAGAGCCCAGUAGCUCCUAGUGUGGCCAGGGACCCCCCACCCAAGACUGGAUGGGUCUGCUGUUUCCUCUUCCUCCGUCCACUCUGAGCUCACUCCUGGCACCCCUCUGUGUGCACACAGGCUGGCAGGCUCCCCCCAGCGAGGGGCUGGGUGCUGAGUCUGCAGCAGGGGCCAGUGUGUGGCUUAGACCCCCCAGCUCCCCAUUUCUGUGGGUGCUGCCCCCGCAGUGCAGAGGCCUUGGGGAGACUGUGCCUGCUCUCCAGAAAGCUCUGGUGGCUUUGCAGGGAGUGGGGGCUGUGAGGGGGGACCAGAAAGAGGCCUCACCCCACUCCCUGCCCCUUGGGGCCAAGCCUGGAGAGACCCAGGAGACCCUUGCAUUCCUGGGGCAGCGGGUGGUGCAGAAGCCCAUGUUUGCCACCCAGGCCUGGAACCCCAGCCCAGAGCUGCCCCCCAUCUGGAGCGCAGCUGGGUUGGAGUCCCCAGGGCCUCCGCAGACUUGAACCACACCUUGCUGGUGCUGGAGGGGCCUGGGGUGUUGAGGAAGGUGGCGGUUGAGGGCAAGCUGCAUCCUGGCCCCCUAGAGUUUUCCUUCAUCUGCCCCCAGACCCCCCCCCCAAAUGUGCACUUUAAUUUGACCAUCCCUGGGGACCUUUGGGAGACAGGCCUGCCUGUCGCUGCUGUUGACAGGAGGGCUCUGUCCCCACCUCCACUCCAUAGCGGGCGCGGCCCCCACCCUAGGCCGGCACGGGGAGGGUGCUACCGGCUGCUGGAGGAGGUGGUGGCCGCACAGAACGCCUGACCGCUGCUCGGGCUAGCACAAUGUCCCGCAACCCCUGUCCCUUAAUCGUUUAUAAUCGCCGUCUGUUUUGUUGUUCUGGGUAAGGAAGGCAAGAGCUAUAGGUAAAAAAUAAUAAUACUUCAAUGUGAAUGGGUUCUGAGCUCUCCCUGCGCCCCGGGCGGGCUGGGCCGAGCGUUUUGCACUAAUGUGUCCCGCGGUGGACGCGGUGGGGAGCGUUCGCAGACGUGCGUGGCCGAUGAUUGUACCUGCCGGGCGCUCCCUCCGCACCCUGAAUGUACCGUGGGGCAGGCAGUGGGCCUGGGCUCGGAGGGGCCUUCCAGAGUGCCUUAGCAUCUUUUGAUCAUUUUUCCCAAGGGAAACCAAUUAAGAACCCCGGACCCUCCCCCUCCUUUGUUUACAAGAUGACUAAUUCCAGAAUCGGGGCGUCUUGUCCCGCCAUUGUGACCCAACUCACCCAGACCCCGUAGGCGAGAGGCAAGCCACUCAGUAUUUAUGAGAUGUCUGCACCCCUAUUCCUAAGCUUGACUACUAGCAAUACGCAUAUACUAUAUAGAGUCUAUUAUAGAGCUAAGUUAUAUCGGCGCCUUUCCGGGAGGACAGUUGGACUGACCGAGUUGGAGCUACUGAAGCGGGUGCCGGCCUGGGGUCCAGCCACUGAUCCCGCCCUCCCUUCUCCUCCCCUCCCUCCCAGAGGGGACGGCCCAGGAGGCAGCUGGGACAAGUGCAAAAGGUCCAGAGGAAGGGACCAGAGACGGGACAGAUACUGUGAGCUCCGUGGGGCCGCUGCCUGGCCAGCGCGCCUCGGUACUUGAAUUCUGUUCUUGUUUCCUGCUCCGGGUCCACGCACCCGUGUUCUCGUGGUUGCUUCAGUUUGCAUCUGAUUUGGUGUCUUACUUUGCCCCUGAAUGUGGACACAGUUGAGAGGCGGCAGGAGGGCCCUGCUCAGGUGUCCCGAGUUGGGUGGUGCUGGGCGGGCCGCUGGGGAGACGGGCUGUUUGGUCUGACCCUUUCUCCCUGCCCGCUCACCGUGGUGUUUGUGUUUAGAGCUGGGCAGACCAGGUAGAGAGGCCUGAGAGCGGCUGUCGGGGCAGGUGUCCCUGCAAGGGGACUGUGGUGUGGCUUGUGUUGCCCAUUCAGCAGCUGGCACUGCUAGGCCCCGCCCCACCAAGUCCUGCCGUCCCCUCCCCCGGGUUCUCCUGCACGCCUCUGCGGAGCAGGCGGGGGCUGCUGGAUCGCUGCUGUGCUGGGCCAGAGCUGGAGCACGCAGCUGUCUCAGCUUUAACUACUGUUCAGGACACACUGCAGCCGUGGCGCCGGCUGUCACAGGGCCAGCCGGCUCUGCCAUGUCCCUACGCGAGCGCGCGGGCUUGGUACAGAUGGUUUUCAAAUGGCAAAGGUGUUUUGCUUUUGUUUGUUUGUUUGUUUUAUUUUGUUGAAAAAAGAAAAGAAAUGGGAAAUGAUUCCGGAUCUAAAGCCUUCAGGUUGGACAGCUCGCCUGUGUUCUGAUCGGUUGCCUCCAUUGUUAGCGUUUUGCACACAAUUGUGAUUUUUAUGUCAGAAGAAGCCAAAACUUGCAAUACUAUUUUUAGCAGACAAAAAAAAAAAUCCAGAACUAAGUAUAAAAUGUAUAAAUAUUUUUGACUUGAACAUUUGGAUGGCACUGGGUGCAAACAGAACAUUCAUCCUUCCGACAGAAUGUUUGGGUAAGAGACUAGAGAGGAGAUGGUUGUUUCACAGGAUCUGUCUAGGGUUAGAACACUACUGUAAGUCACGACUGUUAAAAAACAAGUUAAUCAAGGAAAUCGUUCCUGUGCUGUCAAGGAGGGCUUCACAGAACCACUGGCUUAGAUUCAGCCACCGAAGAUGCUGGCUUUUCGUUUUCCUUUGAGGAGGAAGCCUUUGUUCUGUCCUUCCUGCGUCCUUCCUCCUCCCUUUCUGUGCUGUUAUCCGUAGUGACCAGACUGUUAACUUUGUAGCCAUGGCUGACAACAUUGUAUCAAUAACUAAACAACCGCCAGGUGCGCGCGCAAUCAGGGGAAGGUAGAAGGCCAUGUCUGCUGAGCAAAAGAUGUCACCGUUAAUUGUAAAGCGCUUUGUAAAAUUCACAUUUACAGAAUAAUAAAGUCAGUUCAAACCCA
Chinchilla lanigera (long-tailed chinchilla) is the source of this 6693-nucleotide messenger RNA. It is a transcript of the gene Nacc2, whose product is annotated as NACC family member 2, BEN and BTB (POZ) domain containing. The transcript is spliced from 6 exons. NCBI's taxonomy places the organism in Eukaryota, Metazoa, Chordata, Mammalia, Rodentia, Chinchillidae. The coding region runs from base 725 to 2497 and encodes 590 amino acids. Gene Ontology annotation, molecular function: RNA polymerase II cis-regulatory region sequence-specific DNA binding; protein binding; DNA-binding transcription factor activity, RNA polymerase II-specific. Gene Ontology annotation, biological process: regulation of transcription by RNA polymerase II. The record is from RefSeq and is a predicted model, not a curated record.